Messenger RNA from Vanrija pseudolonga, 717 nucleotides. RefSeq lists its product as uncharacterized. The coding region runs from base 1 to 717 and encodes 238 amino acids. The transcript has a single exon. The record is from RefSeq and is a predicted model, not a curated record. NCBI's taxonomy places the organism in Eukaryota, Fungi, Basidiomycota, Tremellomycetes, Trichosporonales, Trichosporonaceae.
AUGCCUCUUAUCACUGUCGGAGACUUCGAACACGGGAAGGCUGGACCGAAGUCUAGUCUUCACGCUCUCGGCAAUCCCAAUGGCUACGGUCGAGGAAACUCCCGCCACACUCCUCAAGCGGCCGCCGCUGCUGCUGCCAACCCCGUCGCGGCCCCUGCUCCACCUCCUGCUCCUGCUCCCGCCCCAGUCCCGGCUCCGGCUCCGGCUCCAGCUCCUAUCCAGCCUCCAGCCCCGGUUCCCGCCCCAGCUGUCAAUCCGGUUCAAGCUGCCGCUGCCCCUAACCUUGCUCCAGCGCCUCCUCCAGCACCUCCUCCAGCGCCAGCCCCAGUACCUGCUCCAGUCCUUGCUCCAGCACCUGCUCCAGCGGCUGCACCAGUACCUCCUCCCGCAGUUGUUCCACCCCCAGCGCCUGCCCCAGCCCCCGCCCCCGCUGCCAAUGCCGCCCCAGCUCCGACUGCGAACAACGAUAAUGCUCCUCAGGCACCAGCACAGCCGGCGGUGGCGAACGAGAUCCUCGGACUCAGGGCGGCCAUACACCUACUCGUCCGCAGGAUCCAGGCCCUCGAGGAGGUGACGGGUUAUGAGGACGCCAGCCUUCGAGAACGCGUCGAUGGUCUGAAGACACGGCUAGACAGGCAUAAUGGGGUGCUUCAUUCCCAUGCGCAGGCCCUGAGGGCGCAAGGGAACUCUAUCGACGACAUCCUCCAAAGGAUCUGA